AUACUCUGAUCUACUAUCCAACGCUCAUCAUAAUAAUACCAAAUAACCUCAUCUACAUCCGAGAUAACACUCCCUGUACUACUGCAACUAAUUCCAUCGUCCGUUUCAGCCUUGCGGCGCAGCACCUCGAGUGACCACAAACUGGCCAUGAUGAACCAACACUUCUCUUAAUCCUUGUCAUAUUCAACAUGGCUAGCAGUUCAUGCGAGGCUGUGUCGCUUUCGUGCAUAUUUUCGCUGUCUUGAGGGGUAUUUGGUCGUGGGAGAUUAGGAUGGGAUUGUUGUAUAAUUAGCUGCUCCCUGGCUGGGCUUUCUCCUUUUCUUUAGCUUCAUAGAUCUGUCUGUCAAUAUGAGCGCAUUUUUCCUUUUCAUAUUAUUUCUCGCCAUCGAGAAUGCCACUGGCACAGCUCUGCGUUCAAUCAGUCAAGAUAACCAUCUCGCAUUUCCCCAAGCACGACAACUCUCCGCUGCAACUUCAACUUCACAUUCCAAAUUGAAAGCUCGAACAACUAUAUCAGAAGUCCUCGCAAGCAAGGCCAGCUUUGACUAUAUCCAUGAAAAUGACGACAACACCGAAACUGUGUUUGCGACAACAUUGAAUGUGGAAUCGAAACAACCGAUUCUGGUCCUGGAAGAUGUAGAGCCGUGGGUGGAGGAUAUAUCCUGCUCAGAGUCACAGAUCCGUCUGGCUUUCAGUUCUUUCAAGGAUAUUGAGACCUUCUAUUAUUCACUCGACGCUCUGCGUGAUUUUGUGAUUGUCACAGCGCAUGAAGGCUGUGAUUUGGACGGUGAGAGAGCCACGCAUCGGGUCAUAGGAGUCAGACUCGAUAAUAACGACUUGAUUGUACUGAAACAACCACUCGCAUGGCAAGAAGCAUUCCACUCUACCCAAGUCUCCUUUUCUCGACGACACAAAUCCGAGAUCAAAAAGCGUUCCAAUGUCUUCGCCAAAAGACAGCAGGAAGAAAGUCCUUCAACAACAAAAGUUAUGACAGGCUCUGGUGCAACACCGACAGUUACGUUUCCUGCUGUUUCAUCUGCGACCUCAGAGCUGCCAUCUUCGGCCACCGGGUCUCUCGACAAGAGCAUCGUUGAUCAGGUCAUCUUUCCGCCAAAGGGCCCUGUUGUUAAUUAGUUCAUGUAUGUACAUUCCCUAUCGGAAUAGAGACAUGGCUGACUGACUGAGUCCUAGCCCCCAAGGCGUCACAGUAUCAUGCAAAAACUGCACCUUCGAAGGCUCAAUCGAAAUCAGCCAGGGCUCAUUCAACAUGUCAUCAUCAGAUGGCAUCACAGACGACAUCAGCAAUACAA
Molecule: messenger RNA, 1310 nt
Organism: Aspergillus wentii DTO 134E9
Lineage: Eukaryota; Fungi; Ascomycota; Eurotiomycetes; Eurotiales; Aspergillaceae
Product: putative GPI anchored protein
Exons: 2
Coding region: 349-1134 (261 amino acids)
Source: RefSeq, a predicted model, not a curated record